CGGAAAUGAAUUCGAAGUAUAGAAAAUAUGAUAUAUUUUUUUAAAAUUAAAAAUUCAUUUUAAACCUAAUGUAAACAGUUCUAUGUGGGUUGCUCAUUCCCUCGCCUUCUCUCCCUCUUCCGGCUGAUCUCCCUCCCUCAACCUCCCCGCCGUCGACCCUUCCGCCACCCACUCUCUUUGACGACGCCUCCUCAGCCUCCCUCUAGUUCCUUCUGAUUUGAAAUAUUCCCGAAUUCAAUUUCCUAGCGGAGGGACUUCAUUUCUUUGGUGAUUUUUCAUUCGACCAAGCAAUUUCGUUGUCAUGGUUGGUUGGCAGAGAUGUUUACGGUCCAUGCUUGGCCAUUUGCAAAACAAAGUGGAAUUGAGUUACAAUGCAGCUUCCAACUCUAGUUAUCGUUUGCAAUCUUCUCUUUCAAAUGGGGAAUUGCCUUAUUUACAGAGACUUUUGAAGCCAUCCUCAGCGGUCAUUGCACAACCUGAUUUUCGGUGUCUCCAACAAAUGGGAAUUUCCAGUUCAAGGAUGCUAUUGGCAGAUAAACCUGAGGAAGCAGUCUCAUCUCCUCUGACAUCUGCUUUGGCUUUAAGCAGCGGAAAAGAUGGAGAUAAAACAGACCAAAAAGUAAUCUGUAAACGUUCCCAAGUCCAAGCUGUAUUAAAGGGAAUCAAACAGAGUCCCAAAAAGGUCAACUUAGUUGCUGCUCUAGUUCGAGGCAUGCGCGUUGAAGAUGCACUGAUGCAGUUACAAUUAACUGUGAAGCGAGCUUCAAAAACUGUUUAUCAGGUCAUUCAUUCAGCCAAAGCAAACGCAACCCACAACCACGGAAUGGAUUCAGAUCGACUCCUUGUUGCUGAAGCAUUUGUGGGUAAGGGAUUGUUUCGGAAAAGAUUAUCAUAUCAUGCUAAAGGAAGAUGUGGAGUCGAAGUUAAACCAGAAUGCCGACUAACAGUUGUUCUUAGGGAGACAACACCUGAAGAAGAGGCAAAGAUAGCAAAGCUUAAAGUAAGUAACUUCCGCAAGCUUACCAAGCGUGAACACCAACUUGUACCUCAUAAGCUUAUUGAGACCACACCUAUCUGGAACCGGAAGGGCAAAGCCAAAGCGAACACAGAAUGUUGAAAGGCUUUGUAGUAUGAUAAUAACUGCUUCCAGUUGAGUUUCCUAAUCUCUUUCUGCUAAUGGUUUAAUUUCAUGUCCUUUUGUUCUAGACAAGUUAGUUAAGCAGGAAAAGGGAUUUUGAUGUGGUAAAAUGUCCUCCAUUAAGAAUAAAAUGUUCUUUAAUGACAAUUUUUAUUCAUUUUACCCAGCUUAUUUUUAGUGACUCCCUUGAUCUCUUUUCUUCGCCCAUUUCAAUUAUGAGAUCUUCCAAGAAAGAUUUGUACGUCAUAUCUAA
Messenger RNA from Cucumis sativus (cucumber), 1391 nucleotides. Its product is annotated as 50S ribosomal protein L22, chloroplastic-like. The record is from RefSeq and is a predicted model, not a curated record. The coding region runs from base 302 to 1117 and encodes 271 amino acids. Gene Ontology annotation, biological process: ribosome assembly; translation. Gene Ontology annotation, molecular function: structural constituent of ribosome. Gene Ontology annotation, cellular component: mitochondrial large ribosomal subunit; ribosome. The transcript has 7 exons. Lineage: Eukaryota; Viridiplantae; Streptophyta; Magnoliopsida; Cucurbitales; Cucurbitaceae.